Messenger RNA from Penicillium brevicompactum, 807 nucleotides. RefSeq lists its product as uncharacterized. The record is from RefSeq and is a predicted model, not a curated record. NCBI's taxonomy places the organism in Eukaryota, Fungi, Ascomycota, Eurotiomycetes, Eurotiales, Aspergillaceae. The transcript is spliced from 2 exons. The coding region runs from base 1 to 807 and encodes 268 amino acids.
AUGCCGAUCUCCGACGUUUUCUCCAACUUCCCCCAAGCAACAGUGCAGCACUCACCAGCAAUGGCCUCAACCCUGGCGCGCAUAGCAGCGCAGGUGCACAUCACCGCAAAUCCCAGUCCGAGAAAUAUAGCAGAGAGCAGACAAAUCCUGAGCGCGCUCCAGAAGUUCGGAGAAGUGAUCACAUACCGCAACCUCAAAUAUGACACAAGCAAUACCUCUACCCUCUCAAACCGUCCCAUAGUAGCCAUCUUCGAGACUGCCGACGCAGCAAACCGCGCAAUAGCCUCUUCGCCCAUCACGAUCUCCCUCCCAACUCCUCCGCACUCCAAACCCAAUACACCCAGUCCGUCCGAACCACACUCAAUAACAUUCGAGAUCCAAGAAUCGCGUCACAAUCAUGCUUCAGCACUCAAGCGCAGCCCUUUCUAUUCCACCUACAACCUCUUCAAGAACAACCCCAUCUACGAGGAUCUGAUUAGCGACGAGACGGGAAUUCCACUGAAGGAAUUGGCUGAUACACUCGCAAGCAAGAAAUAUAAUAUCGGGCCCGGUGUGAAGAUUAAUAUCCAAGAGGAUAAUCGGAGGAUGGGAGCGGCUAGUCUGGUCAAUAUGUGGAAUGAGGGAAUGUGCAUUGAUGAGGAAACUCCCCCGAAGGGCGAACGAAUAGUAUUCGAGAGCCUGGAGAGAUUGCAGACGAGAAGUCGAAUGGAGUGCCUUGAAUUGGCACUGUGGUUUCAGUCUUUCGGACUCUCCAUCGAUGCGCAGCGGGGCUUGUUCGUGAUGCCAUCGAUAUGCCUAGGAGGUUGA